CUGUGGAAUUUCGCAUUCGUCGUGUCUCAAAAUGAAGGUGAUUCUCUUCAGUAGUGUUUUUGCUUUAAUUGCCCUGGAUUUAGUCCUGGCCAAUCCCUGUGCUAAACCUCCCCCAGCUGAUGUCAAGCAGUGUUGUGAAUUUCCAAUGCCUCUCGAAGGUGCUCUUGUUGAAUCCUGCAUAAAUCAAUACGGGGCCCAGUCGAUGAGAGUGAUCCAAUCAAUUUUGACUGGGGGACCUCCUCGUGGAGCGUGCGUCGCUGAAUGCCUGUCCAAUGCAACUGGAAUGGUCAAUGGUGUUGAUGUGAAUGUCGACUUGCUUGUGGCAGGAUUUAAAAUGGCAGCAGAUGGAAAACCAGAAUGGGUCCCCAUCAUUGAGUCUUCAAUACCAGAGUGUGCUGGAAUGGUUAAGGCUAUGGCUCCAGAGCUAGAGAAAGCAUCUAAACUUCCACCACUCGAUCCUGCUGAUCCCAUUUGCAGCGGUGGUCCCGGAUUUAUGCUCUUCUGCGCAGUAAAAACCCUCUUCCAGAGUUGUCCAGCAAAGUACUUCAAAUCAACUCCAGAAUGUAAUGAACUUAAGACGUAUGCUAACACCUGUCCUUUGGGAUUCUAAGAUCGUAAAUCCCCUCUUCAAGACAACAAACCUCAAAUUGGGAUACUUUGCAGCUUAAAGUAGUGUACAUUUAUGAGUAGUGUAAAUAAAAUGGUGAAUCUUAAA
This is a messenger RNA of Phlebotomus papatasi, 715 nucleotides long. RefSeq names its product general odorant-binding protein 66-like. The record is from RefSeq and is a predicted model, not a curated record. Lineage: Eukaryota; Metazoa; Arthropoda; Insecta; Diptera; Psychodidae. The transcript is spliced from 3 exons. The coding region runs from base 32 to 610 and encodes 192 amino acids.